Messenger RNA from Saxophila tyrrhenica, 1143 nucleotides. RefSeq lists its product as uncharacterized. Gene Ontology annotation, molecular function: structural constituent of ribosome. The record is from RefSeq and is a predicted model, not a curated record. Gene Ontology annotation, cellular component: mitochondrial large ribosomal subunit. The transcript has 2 exons. NCBI's taxonomy places the organism in Eukaryota, Fungi, Ascomycota, Dothideomycetes, Mycosphaerellales, Extremaceae. Bases 1 to 1143 code for a protein of 380 amino acids.
AUGCUCAAUGGGAUACAGAAGAAGUGCAUACCAGCUCACGCGACCACAGCACCCCUCUCGCAACACGUCUGCAUCUCCUGUCGACUCGCCAACCAAUCUCGAGGCUAUGCCGCAGCGGCAGCGGUAGCAGAGCAGCAAGACCAGACCUACGAUGAACCGCCAGUCCCUCCAGUCACCCAGACCGGGCCACAGAAAGCAUACCGCCUCCUAGCCUCUCCCGUCCUCUCACGACCUCCCUUAUUGACCCGUGAACUCACGUCCUUCGAGAAAGCCUACUACCUCUAUCAGAAGCGCCUGAACGAGCGAUUAUCCAUACCUUUUUCUCGCUAUUUCUACUACAAGAAAGGCACACCAGGUGAUGCCGAAUGGAAGCGAAAGCGCGCAGUCCGGAAGACUGCAGCACGAGACAUCGGCCUCUACUCCGGCUACGGCGACGAAGCGUGGAAUGACGAAGUGCUUAUCAAUGACGAGACUGCAGAGCCGGGCAACCAGGUAGAGGCUCUGAUCCGGGAUGCCGAGGGCAAGGACAUCGUCGAAUCGAAGCCGGUUGGCGAUCCAGAGACGGGCGGGGAGCAAGUCAGCGGUGACGAGAUGAUGGGAGAGGGUGUGCGGAAGGAGCUGUCACAGCAGCAGCAGAUCGCUAUCGAGCGGCCGGCGCCAAGAUUCACGGAGGCGGAUGAGAAGAACGAUCUGAGGAGUCUGAACCGCAAGCUAGAUCGAGCACUCUACCUGCUCGUCCAGAGGAAAGAUGGCUCGUGGCGCUUCCCUCAAGACCGCGUUUACGGUCGCGAGAACCUACACCAGGCCGCCGAACGCACCCUAAUUCAAUCUCUGGGCAUCAACAUGAACACCUGGAUGGUCGGCAACCACCCCAUCGGCCACUUCAGCCUUCAAUUCAACGCCCCCGAAACCACGCGCAUCAUGCCGAACCGUCUCGUCUCCACAGCCACCGACUCCUACGAGCAAGAAGAGUACGGCGAGAAAGUCUUCUUCAUGAAAGGCCGGAUUAUGGCUGGGCAGGCGGAUGUGAGCAAGAAUGAGUAUGGGGACAAGGCUUUCCAGUGGUUGGCCAAGGAGGAGGUGCAGGAAAGGGUGCAUCCGGGGUAUUGGAAGAGUGUGCGGAAUAUGCUGACGGAGAGGUGA